Molecule: messenger RNA, 985 nt
Organism: Arachis duranensis
Lineage: Eukaryota; Viridiplantae; Streptophyta; Magnoliopsida; Fabales; Fabaceae
Product: xyloglucan endotransglucosylase/hydrolase 2
Biological process (GO): cell wall biogenesis; xyloglucan metabolic process
Cellular component (GO): apoplast; cell wall
Molecular function (GO): hydrolase activity, hydrolyzing O-glycosyl compounds; xyloglucan:xyloglucosyl transferase activity
Source: RefSeq, a predicted model, not a curated record
UAAAUUAUUAUCACAUACAUUCCCUAUUCUCUUCUUCCUGUUGCGUUCAAAAUGGGUGGUUCUACUAGGAAAGGGUUUAACCUGCUAGUGGUUGGGGUUGUGGUGGUGGUUACCACCAUGGUGGGUACGUGCAGCGCUAACUUCUACGACGAUUUUGAUCUAACAUGGGGAGAAAACCGUGCAAAAAUAUUCAAUGGAGGGCAGCUUCUCUCUCUUUCGCUCGAUAAAGUGUCUGGCUCUGGCUUCCGAUCCAAGAAAGAGUAUAUGUUUGGCAGAAUUGACAUGCAACUCAAACUUGUUUCUGGCAAUUCCGCUGGCACUGUUACUGCUUAUUAUUUGUCAUCAGAAGGGGCAACACAUGAUGAAAUAGAUUUUGAGUUUCUAGGGAACGUGAGUGGUGAGCCAUACAUUCUCCAUACGAAUGUGUUCAGUCAAGGUAAGGGCAACAGAGAGCAACAGUUCUAUCUUUGGUUUGAUCCCACAACAAAUUUCCACACUUAUUCUAUCAUUUGGAACCCCCACCACAUCACAUUCUUGGUUGAUAACAUCCCAAUAAGGGUAUUCAAGAAUGCUGAAUCAGAUGGUGUUCCAUUCCCAAAGAACCAGCCAAUGAGAAUCUAUUCGAGUCUUUGGAACGCAGAUGAUUGGGCCACAAGAGGAGGUUUGGUGAAAACCGAUUGGUCCAAAGCACCCUUCACGGCCUAUUACCGCAACUUCAAGGUCACGGGCUUCUCCGCUACUUCUGCCUUCUCUGAUGUUGCAACAUCAGAGAUACAGAAUAGCGGAAAAGACAGCGUGCUCGAUGCCUAUGGCAGAAGAAGACUCAGAUGGGUUCAGAAGUAUUUCAUGGUCUAUAAUUACUGCAACGAUCUCAGGUUUUGAUCAUAGACAUGGAUUCGGUGUUCUUUAAUUUGGCAACAUAUGUAUUAUUGUGUGCCUGUGUUAUCAUUCUUUAAGUUUAUAUUGUGUUAAUAAGGAUUUUUUU